This is a messenger RNA of Huiozyma naganishii CBS 8797, 1128 nucleotides long. Its product is annotated as SWIRM domain-containing protein. Gene Ontology annotation, molecular function: transcription coactivator activity; protein binding; chromatin binding. The transcript has a single exon. Gene Ontology annotation, biological process: regulation of transcription by RNA polymerase II; chromatin remodeling. The record is from RefSeq and is a predicted model, not a curated record. Bases 1 to 1128 code for a protein of 375 amino acids. Lineage: Eukaryota; Fungi; Ascomycota; Saccharomycetes; Saccharomycetales; Saccharomycetaceae. Gene Ontology annotation, cellular component: nucleus; SAGA-type complex.
AUGAAAUCGCAUCUACAGUCGCCGAAGCAGGAGUUCGCGCAAUUGGACACUAAGAACAGGGCUGCACUUCUCCCAUGGUCGCCCCAUGAUCGCAGCCGCAUGGACCAGGGGUUUGGGCCAGGGGGCACUCUUCUAGGUGGUGGCGGUGGCAGUGGGUCGUCGUUUGACGCUGGAAGGAUAGAUAGCAUGCUGGAGAUGGAAAACAGGAAAACUCCGCCGAUGGAUGCAGGGGUCAAUAUACCUUCCCCCCCAUUGUCGCCCAAGAUGGUGCCCCUGUGCCACAGGGAUGUACCGAAAUUUACAGACACUCAGCUGGGUGGUCAUUUCGCACUGGUGUCGCCCAAUUGGCCAGCAAAGACAGGAACACAGUUACAUGACUACCAGAGGUCAAUUGAAGAUUUCUGUAACACGUACAGGAUUUUCAACAGGGGGGAGGCGCAGCAGGGGCAACACCCUGCCGAUACCAGCGUUUUGGACACGCAGUCGCACAAUCUGAGAAGGUCCCCCACCAAGAGGGCGAAGAACUACACAACCAGUGGUCCCGCCACAACCAGUCUCAACACGCAGACGGUACAGAAUGGCGGAUUGAGACGGUACGUCGUGAAGAAGGCACAGAAGCAAAAGCAUAGGAAGGACCAGCAAUCCUUGGAGAACAGGCCGCACAAAAAGCAGCAUUACCAUCACCACGUACCACACAGACCACUGACAUCGCCUCCCCCAAACCUUGCGUCUGCAUCACUCGUGCAGAAAGUACCACAGUACGUCCAAGGUACAUCGUGGAUGGAGGUCCCAGACCACUGUCCUGCUACGGGAGUGCUGGACCACUUGGGUCACAAGGCGCUGCGCGUCGAGUGGAAAGGGUCACCACUGGAUUUGUCCGCAGAUCCGCUCAGGGACAGGUUACACCCUGCGGAGCUGGUCCUGGCGUCGAUACUACGGUUGCCCGUCGACUUGUACUUGGACUCGAAGAGAAGACUGUUCUUGGAAAAGUACUGCAAAGUGCAGAGGGGAUUGCCCUUCAGGAGAACAGACGCACAGAAGGCGUGCAGGAUAGACGUGAACAAGGCGUCCAGAUUGUAUCAAGCAUUCGAGAAAGUAGGGUGGUUGGACGACAAACAUUUCGUCUAA